This is a messenger RNA of Prorocentrum cordatum, 1160 nucleotides long. The record is from the annotation of a GenBank genome assembly. Lineage: Eukaryota; Dinophyceae; Prorocentrales; Prorocentraceae.
UAGGAAUCAGUAGAGGUGCAACUGGCAUAGGCAACGCCUACCGCUGCAAGCACGGUGGCGGGAUUGCGUGUGGUACGCGUUCGUUUCGCGGGCUCGCGGGCAAGUUGGCAGCCUGCGCGGAAGUCGUAAGUAGGGGCUUAGUCGCCUAGCCAUGCGCACUCAAAACGUGUAUCUCCGUAGCCAUCGUAGGAUCCAGCGCAAGGUUUUGCUCGGGACGACUUCCAGCGGCCAGGGCCGAUGUCGGCGAAGUCGAAGCCCGAGGUCUUGUGCGACUUGGGUAUGGAGUGCUUCAAGAAGGGCGACACCGCCAAAAGCAUCAAGUUUUUCGAGCAGGCCCUGCCACUGCUGGAGGGCGAUGCCACGAACUCGUUGCUCGUCACGGCUCUUCUGAACCUCGGCGUAUCCCACAUGGUUGCCGGCGACGCGGACAAGUCGGCCGCCACGCUGGAGCGGGCGCUGGCGGUGCAGGAGGCGGCGCUGGGCGAGCACAGCCCCGAGCUGGCCGGGACUCUCCAGAACCUCACGGUGGUGUACAGCAAGCUCGGCCGCACGGAGCAGGCGGUGGGGUGCAUGCAGCGCGCCGGGGAGAUCGAGAGCCGCGCGGCGGCGCAGGCGAAGGUCGCCGAGCUGGAAGCUGCGGCCGGCCCGACGGUCGAGGAGGAGUGCCGGUGAGGACGCUCGCGCCCUGCGAGGUCAGCCUGGCGACGCCUCGGACGGGUAUAAUGGGCAGGGAGGGCAGGCCAGGGCAUCCCCAAGGGCUCUCUGUCGCAGAGUUGUCCCCCCGGGUCCCUGCCCAGACUUGGACGGGCACCUGGCCGAGAUUCUCGAGCCGUUGAUUUUCACUCGGGAUGUGGCGACAGAGGCACUCGAGCGUUGCAACCAGACAAGGCUUCAGUCUGAGCUGGUUGCUCUCAUAGCUAGUAUGUUCCCUUGCAGGAUGCUUCGCUUCAUCAAUCUGGUCGUUGAGGGCACUGGCUUCAGUGAAAAGCGCUGGAAGAUGCCCAGUAUUGCUUUUACGGCGGGCAGCUUGCAGACUACCGAGUAUUGAGCAGUGUCGUACACCGCCUCGUGUAUUCCGCCAAAACUGCAGCACAUCGACAAGCAGAUAUUUGUUGUUAGCAGCCCGCCGAUGAUUAAGGCACCGCAGGAAUCAGUCGUCG